GUGUAUAUUGUGUAUAUGGGAACACUUCCUGAGUCUGAGUACUCACCUUCAUCUCACCAUCUCAGUAUACUCCAAAAACUCGUUGGCAAUAUUGCUGCAUCAAAUUUGUUAAUUAGAAGCUAUCAAAGGAGUUUCAAUGGAUUUGCUGCCAAACUAUCUCAAGACGAGAGUCAGAAACUGCUAAAUGUGAAAGAGGUAGUAUCUGUGUUUCCAAGCAAAAGUCAUGAACUGACUACUACAAGAUCGUGGGACUUUGUCGGAUUUGGUGAGAGUGUAAAACGAGAGAGUGAGAAAGAAAGUGAUGUUAUUGUCGGAGUGAUUGACAGCGGAAUCUGGCCGGAAUCUGAGAGCUUCGACGACAAAGGUUUUGGUCCUCCUCCAAAGAGAUGGAAAGGUUCUUGCAAAGGUGGCAUAAACUUCACUUGCAACAAUAAGCUCAUCGGAGCUAGGUUUUACUCCAAACUUUCCCUCUCAGCAAGAGACGAAGAAGGUCAUGGAACCCACACUGCGUCAACGGCUGCUGGUAAUGCGGUUCAAGGAGCCAGCUUUUACGGCCUGGCUCAAGGCACGGCUCGUGGUGGAGUUCCCUCGGCCAGAAUUGCCGCCUAUAAAGUCUGUCUUCCAGGUCCCAGCCGCUGUAGCGAUGUCGAUAUUCUGGCUGCUUUUGAUGACGCCAUUGCCGACGGUGUUGAUGUCAUCUCAGUCUCAAUCUCAACCGAUCACGUCUCCAAUUUAUUGAACACUUCUGUAGCUAUCGGUUCGUUUCACGCAAUGUUUAAAGGAAUUAUCACGGCGGGAUCCGCCGGAAAUAAUGGGCCUGAGCAAGGUUCGGUGGCAAAUGUAUCGCCGUGGAUGAUUACUGUCGCAGCCAGCGCUACGGACAGGCGUUCCAUUGACAGAGUCGUUCUUGGUAACAGAAAAUCGUUAACGGGUAUAUCAGUUAAUUCAUUCAAUCUCAAUGGGACAAAGUUCCCCAUCGUUUACGGCCAAAAUGUUUCGAAAAAGUGUUCCCAGGCUCAAGCCGGUUAUUGCUCAGAAGGCUGUCUGGACAGAGACCUGGUCAAAGGGAAAAUAGUCCUCUGUGACGACUUCCUAGGAAACAGAGAGGCUUACUUAGCAGGAGCCACUGGAGCCAUUGUUCAAAACACUUUCUAUCCAGAUAUCCCCUUUUUGUUACCAUUACCUGCCUCUUCUCUGAGCGUCGAGGACUACGAAACGAUCAAGUCAUACAUCAAAUCUACAGAGCACCCACAAGCCGAGAUACUGAAAACUGAAGAGAUAGUUGACAGAGAAGCUCCUUAUGUUCCGUCCUUUUCUGCUCGCGGGCCAAGUUUCACUAUUCAGAACCUCUUGAAGCCUGACGUAAGUGCACCUGGAUUAGAGAUUUUGGCUGCAUUUUCUCCCGUAGCUUCUCCUUCGGGUUUAAUGAACCCUGAGGACAAGAGAAGUGUGACCUAUAGUAUAAUGAGUGGCACAUCAAUGGCUUGUCCACAUGUAGCAGGUGUAGCGGCUUAUGUCAAGUCUUUACACCCCGACUGGUCUCCCACGGCAAUCAAAUCCGCUAUCAUGACAACAGCUACCCCCAUGAACCUUAAGAAAAACCCCGAGAAAGAACUUGCAUACGGGUCAGGCCAAAUAAAUCCGACCAAAGCAAGCAACCCGGGACUUGUGUAUGAAACAGAAACAGAAGAUUACCUCAAAAUGUUAUGUGCAGAGGGUUUUGACUCAAGGUCGCUCACGAAAAUAGCAGGACAGAACGUCACUUGUUCAGAAAGAACAGAAGUCAAAGAUCUGAAUUACCCAACAAUGACUACGUUUGUGUCUGCUCUUGAUCCAUUUAAUAUCACGUUUAGAAGAACCGUUACUAAUGUUGGAUUCCCAAACUCUACGUACAAGGCAAGUGUAAUUCCUCUUCCACAAGAGAUUCAGAUUAAUAUAAAACCAGAAAUACUGAGUUUCGAUUUCCUGAAGGAGAAGAAAUCGUUUGUUGUGACCAUCUCUGGUGAAAAACUGAAGGAUGGGAGUAUUGUAAGUUUGUCUUUGGUAUGGUCUGAUGGGAGUCACAGAGUCAGAAGUCCAAUUGUUGUCUACUCAAUCCAGCCUUAAAACACCUUUUGCUUUUUGCUACUUUU
Molecule: messenger RNA, 2132 nt
Organism: Capsella rubella
Lineage: Eukaryota; Viridiplantae; Streptophyta; Magnoliopsida; Brassicales; Brassicaceae
Product: subtilisin-like protease SBT4.3
Exons: 9
Coding region: 16-2106 (696 amino acids)
Biological process (GO): proteolysis
Molecular function (GO): serine-type endopeptidase activity
Source: RefSeq, a predicted model, not a curated record